GAGCAAUGUCAUCACAAUAACCAAUUUUUUCUCAAUUUUGCGCCGCUCUGCUUGGGUUGCUCCACGACAACCUUUGCUCUCCUCUUCUCCAAUGCUGACCUUCCUGUCACACCUCUUCUCACAGCACCUGACACAAAAGCCGCAACCUGCACAAGUCGCGGACAUAUCUCACUCGUUCAAAUCAAAUGACUCUUUCAUCUAGAGCUUGUCCUGUUGUGAUUUGUUAGCAGAGAACCGAGCUCCACUCGGUAGCCAACCCUCGUUCGCAGUCGCUGCACACACAUUCGAUCCUCACGAAGCUUCAGAGAAGAAUCAACACCUGGCCAAUAACACGUCCCAAAGUUCACCCUAAUGCCUCUCUUGUCAGAAACGCCGAAUCGCAACACGCUCAAUCAGCGAGCGUCGCGGGCGCGCAAGCAGGAAUACAUUACGAGCUUGGAAAACAAGAUCCGCGAACACGAGCAGCGCGGCGUGCAUGCCACGGCUGAGGUACAGAAUGCAGCGCGACAGGUAGCUGAGGAGAACCACAUGCUUAAGGACGAGCUGGCGGUGUUGCGAGAACACGUGCGCUGCUUAGAAGAAGCUUUAACCCGUCAAGGUGUGGUGGAGAUUUUGAACGACGAAGGCCACGUGGAGGGUAUCGUCAAAGGUGACCAAGGUGGUCGAGUUGUUUGGCGUGCACCGAGUCCCAACGCGGCCGCCCUAAACAAACGACAAGUGCACCAUUAUCAAUACCCAGGGGCCGUCAAACCCGAGUCUGCCGACGAUAGCAACCAAUAUCCCUCGCCACCAGACGAGCAAAUAUACAAGGAGUCGCAACACGAGCGCCAGCGACGCCGAACGUCGCACGACAUGUCAUCAUUUGACGAGCAAGAGGCCGCUUCGAUUCUACUGUCGACGGCCACCACACCCGUCACCUAUGAAGACUCAUCCAGCGCCGUGUCAUCCUACCAUAGCGGCGCGUCCAGUCAGCACCAUGCCAACGAUCCCUGGCGACCACAACAGUCGAUGUCAUCAUCAUCGUCAUCAUCGAAACUGGAAUCUUCACAACGAUACCCCUCGACACAUCCGCAACAAGGACGAACGAGUCCCAACAGCACGCCGUGUGAAGAAGCAGCACUAAUCAUCGCCAGCAUGCGAGGGAUGCAUACCGCAGGCAUGGACGGCGCUGCAGCCCAGAUCAUGAACGAUUUGGGCUGUGAUACAGGAGAUCGAUCCCAACGAUGCAAAGUCGACAACGUACGAUUGUUUGGAAUCAUGGCUGGCGAGAGCUCAUGACCAUGGUUCCCCCUCCCAAAAGAAACAUCUUUAAAACCCCUCCAUCCCCCUUUGUCCUAUCCCCUGACAUAUCAAUGUAUAUACCUGCGUAAAAUGUCCCUACCACGAGCCAAAAGCCAAAAAGCCAAAAGCCAACUUCGAAAAGUAUGUAUGUUUCUCAUUUUCCUGCCGGUGGAAGGAAAAAAAGUCAUGGGGAAUCUUUUUAAAAGUACCUAGUACAUUGUUCUUGAUAUCGAGUCAAUUUAUGUGUUUCGUAAACAA
Molecule: messenger RNA, 1539 nt
Organism: Exophiala mesophila
Lineage: Eukaryota; Fungi; Ascomycota; Eurotiomycetes; Chaetothyriales; Herpotrichiellaceae
Exons: 1
Coding region: 352-1278 (308 amino acids)
Source: RefSeq, a predicted model, not a curated record